AUGACUAAUAAUAACUCGUCAUUUCCGGAUACACCACAAUUGAAAAAAUCUAGGAAUAGGUGUCUAAGUUGCAAAAAAUUGAAGAUUAAAUGUGACGAAGCUAAGCCUAAAUGUGAAUAUUGUGAACACACUAAGCGAGAAUGUAUUUAUCCAGAUCCUAGUACUAUUAAGAGAGGAAGGAAAGCGAAGACAAUAAAGACGGUUGAACGAAAGGAACGUAUAGAGCAAAUAAAUUCGUCUGCAGUUGAACUUUGGAAUAGGCAGAUGUGUCUCAAUUCAGUUGCACGUCAAUUGGAUAUAUCACAGUUUGAAUUCCGGUUACUUCAUUAUUUUCAGGAACACUACAUAAGAAUUGAAAAUACAGAUCCCCUUAACAAGGUUUGGAAGUUUCAGGUUCCGAAAUUGUGGCAGGAAUCCGAUAUCGUUAGACAGAGUAUAUUUUCGCUUAGUGCGAUGCAUUUAUGGGCAUUAUGUGAUUUGACUUCAUUAAUCCAAGAUGAUAUUAUGGACUAUAAAUCCAAAAAGAUCACAUUUUUGAAGAAUAUCAAUUGCAACGAAUUAUUUUUACACCCCAAUACUUUGAAGGCCUAUUUAUAUGACAAGACAGGCGAAUAUUUCACUAAUUGCUUACAAAGAACUAAUUGCAUGAUGGAUGCAAUUAUAAAUCAAAAUUAUAUCAUCUCUACUGUAUUCCAAGCUGCAGAAGUUGUUAUCUCUGGUAUAUUGCUAUUUUCUUUUUUGGCGUUGCAGCCUCAUGGACUUAUUCCUUUGCUUUCUUGCGACUCGGCUAUUCCAGAUAUAUUGUCUAUGUGCAAAGGAAUGAAAACAUCUAUGUCCUAUGCGUUUCCAUUGCUAUAUGAUUCACCUUAUCGUGGACUAUUUCACUUGAAUGAAACUAUGGAUCCCCCUACUAUAACUGAAAAAGAUCGGUAUCCGUUAAUCGAAUAUUUAAGAGACGAGCUUGAAAAAAAUAGCCAAGUUAAUAAAUUUCCAGAUGACGAAUACAAAAUUUUCAAGGGCGCAAUUGAUAUGCUUGAAAUUGACUUCUACAGAACGAUUGAAACGAAUAAUCCACUACCUAUUUAUAGAUGGAUCUUCUUGAUAGAUAUCAAGAUGUAUGAUAUCAUAAAAGUUGAUAGAAAUAGUUUUGGAUUAAAGUUAAUGUAUAUUUAUACUUGUUUAUGUGUGAUGUGUCAAUUUAGACUCGACAAAAAAACAAAUAUUUGGCUUGAGUAUAUGGAUUGGUACAAGGAUUACAACUACAGGGUUUUUGGUAAAUGGAAUGAUUCUUUCGACCAAGAAAUGUAUGAAUUGGUUGUGGGAAAGAAAUUUGAGAUCCCAAGUAAUUCAUAUCAUCUCUUAGAAACUUUUGUCCCACUUAUGUACUUAUAG
This is a messenger RNA of Debaryomyces hansenii CBS767, 1392 nucleotides long. Its product is annotated as Zn(II)2Cys6 transcription factor domain-containing protein. NCBI's taxonomy places the organism in Eukaryota, Fungi, Ascomycota, Pichiomycetes, Serinales, Debaryomycetaceae. The coding region runs from base 1 to 1392 and encodes 463 amino acids. Gene Ontology annotation, biological process: regulation of transcription by RNA polymerase II. The record is from RefSeq and is a predicted model, not a curated record. The transcript has a single exon. Gene Ontology annotation, molecular function: zinc ion binding; DNA-binding transcription activator activity, RNA polymerase II-specific.